AUGCUGAGGUCGCGCCCUCUUUGGGCAUCCAUCUUCGCUUUGGUCUGCCACGAGUAUCCUCUGGUUAUCAUGCUGCAGUUUCUUCCCAACUACAUGCGUGACGUAUUGGAGUUUGCGCCCACGCAAAACGGACUGAUCGCCGCCUUGCCAAUUCUGUGCCUGUUCCUCUCAAAAACGCUCUCUUCUUCGUUCGCAUCGUACUUGGUCACGAAGAGAGACAUCGACAAAACAAUCGUCUGCAAGGGUUUCAAUGCGGUCGCAUCUGCGGGACUGGCAAUGUGCAUCUUCAUGGUGCCACUAUUCGACAAAAAUCGAGCAGUGUUCGCCGUGUUCUCGCUGUGUGGUGCAAUGAUAUUCGCAGGUAAGUCAUGCACUUCUGUGAUUAGGGCCGUUUCGUCUUGA
This is a messenger RNA of Ostertagia ostertagi, 402 nucleotides long. NCBI's taxonomy places the organism in Eukaryota, Metazoa, Nematoda, Chromadorea, Rhabditida, Trichostrongylidae. The record is from the annotation of a GenBank genome assembly.